This is a messenger RNA of Drosophila sechellia, 1495 nucleotides long. It is a transcript of the gene pch2, whose product is annotated as pachytene checkpoint 2 protein. The transcript has 3 exons. NCBI's taxonomy places the organism in Eukaryota, Metazoa, Arthropoda, Insecta, Diptera, Drosophilidae. Gene Ontology annotation, biological process: reciprocal meiotic recombination; meiotic recombination checkpoint signaling. The coding region runs from base 97 to 1362 and encodes 421 amino acids. Gene Ontology annotation, cellular component: chromosome; nucleus. The record is from RefSeq and is a predicted model, not a curated record. Gene Ontology annotation, molecular function: ATP binding; ATP hydrolysis activity.
GCCGUAUUUUUUGCUUGACAAGUUUGGUCACACUGCGCCGGCGUCGCUUUUUAUAAUUUCUUUGUUUCCGCGGCUUUUCAAAGCUUCUGCAUUAAAAUGAGUUAUUUAAGCAACGGCGACACAGUUCAUGUGGAAGUUUGCCUACGAGGUAACGAUGCUCGCCCUAAUGCAAUUCGCACCAAUGUUGAGACCGCCCUAAUGACAUAUUUUCAGACGGCAAGAAAAUUGCCUAGAAAUGUGGCAUUCCUGCCGGAUCUCUCAGCUCAGCAAACUGAACAGGUGAAGUCUGUUCUCCUGGAGCGCGACAAUGGCGGGGUGCAGCCUCUAAAGGUCGCCGAGACCAAAUUUCGCUUCCAUUUCUAUGCCACUAGGCCGGAGGAAGGUCAACUUGGUCUGUUUUCGGGCGAAGAAGGCUCGGAUGGCAUCGAUAGCAUCGUUGCGGCCAGUCAUGCGCUUCUGCCAGCCGCUCAGUUUGUCGGUCUGUGGGAGAACCUCAUCUACGAGACAGGCCUCAAGGAAAAGCUUCUAAAGUUUGCUCUUUCGGCACUGAUGUUCUCUGAACACCGUGUGGACACGAAUGUGAUUGCCUGUAACCGACUGAUACUGCUCCACGGACCACCUGGAACAGGAAAGACGAGCCUUUGCAAGGCCCUGGCCCAGAAGUUGGCUAUCCGUACUCAAGGCAGCUAUGCUUACACCCACCUGGUGGAGAUAAACAGCCACAGCCUGUUCUCAAAGUGGUUCUCUGAGAGCGGCAAGCUAGUGGCGCAAUUGUUUGUCAAGAUUGCAGAGCUGAUCUCCGAUCCCAACAACCUGGUAUGCGUGCUGAUCGACGAGGUUGAGUCGCUGGCGUACGCCAGGAGUGCCAUGUCUAGUAAUGAACCAAGAGAUGCCAUGCGUGUGGUAAAUGCGGUGCUCACCCAGCUGGAUUCCAUUAAGGCUUGUCCCAACGUACUGAUCCUGGCCACAUCUAACCUGGCUCAGACCAUUGAUCUGGCCUUCGUGGAUCGCGCCGAUAUCCGACUCUUCAUUGGUUAUCCCGGCAUUUCCGCUAUCCGAGAAAUAUACAAGGGCAUGCUGUCUGAGCUAAUGUCGGCAGGAGUUGUGCAGCGCGAAGUUCUGGAGUCGGAGGACGCCGAGGAGGGUUUGCUGUCGCAAUUGGCUGAGCGCAGCGUUGGGCUAAGUGGCCGCACAUUGCGGAAGCUGCCGCUUUUGGCCCAUGCCCAGUACACCAGCGGCGCUCUGUUCGAGUUGAACCAGAAGAUCAGUCUAUCGGACUUCCUGGACGCCAUGUUGGAGGCCCUGGAGCAGCACUUGGCCGAGCAACGCCUACUGAAACUGGAGUCCAUGGAGCAGCUGUAAAGCAAGACCGAGGCACAGACUGAAAAAAUGAAAUUACUAAACCCACUCUAUGUUCAUCAAAUGCGAUACUUUGUAAACUUCAAUUUGCUGCUAUGAAAAACAAUCCGAUGCAGAGGCACGGGUCCAAUCCCCA